Messenger RNA from Gongylonema pulchrum, 534 nucleotides. NCBI's taxonomy places the organism in Eukaryota, Metazoa, Nematoda, Chromadorea, Rhabditida, Gongylonematidae. The record is from the annotation of a GenBank genome assembly.
AUGGGUGCUGUGGUGAGCGAUCAGUUUAAAAUCCAGGACCCCGACGGGCAUACUUUUUACGUGACACCGAACGAAGCAGAAUUUACUAACAGAGAUCCCAUCUAUAAAGUUCAGUUGAAUACGCAUGAUUUGAAGAAAACCACAGGAUUGACUUAUCAGGUGGUACUGGUGUUUGUUUUGAAAGUUCACUGUUUACAGCAUUGCUUGGAAUGGCGAAGCAUACCUGACAAAGUUGAACGUUGCAGUGGUUCCGGAAGAGUCGCCUUUGCUGUUCCGACCAAAGAACUUGAACCAAUACAGAAGAAAGUGGAAGAAGCAAAGCAACAAAUUUUAACACCUUUAGAGAAGCUGGACACUCCUGGAAAAGCAGCUGUGCAAGUUGUCAUUCUUGCUGAUCCGAACGAUCAUGAAAUCUGUUUUGUUGGCGAUGAAGCAUAUCGUGAGCUGUCACGAGUGGAUCCGGAAGCCGAGAAAAAACUUUUGAAAGCAAUCGAUGAAGAUGACAGUGCAAAGUAUAAGAAGCCUGCCGAGUAA